AGGGUGACUACCUGCUGAAAGUGAACUUUCUUAAUAUCCGUGCAUCUGUAUAAAUUUAGCCCUGCCUUUGAUGUUCUGCAACUGAUCACCGAUCAGAUUACGGGCAUUUCAUCUCCCUGCUCGUCUGCCUUUGAUCUGCAUGGUUAAUUUUAUUUUCUUGGAUUUGAAGUUUCGUCUGGGCUUGUGCUGACAUACAUUUUUGGGAAGGUAGAAGCAUUUGGCAUAGAAGUGCUGCCAAGGAGAAACUAACUUGCAGAAAGGAACUCUUCAAGGAUAAAUACAUUUACUAAGAGCAAUGGCUUUAAAAGUGCUACUCGAACAAGAGAAAAGAUUUUUCACCGUUGUAGUUUUACUAGCCUGUUUGGCAUGUGAGGUGAUUUGUGAAACAGGAGACUGUAGACAACAAGAAUUCAGAGAUCGGUCUGGAAAUUGUGUUCUCUGCCAGCAGUGCGGGCCAGGCAUGGAGUUGUCUAAGGAAUGUGGCUUUGGCUACGGGGAGGAUGCCCAGUGCAUGACGUGCAGGCCGCACAGGUUCAAGGAGGACUGGGGCUUUCAGAAAUGCAAGCCGUGCCUGGACUGUGCAGUGGUGAACCGCUUCCAGAAAGCAAAUUGUUCCGUCACCAGCGAUGCUGUCUGCGGGGACUGCUUGCCAGGAUUUUAUAGGAAGACAAAGCUUGUUGGUUUUCAAGACAUGGAGUGUGUACCUUGCGGAGAACCCCCUCCUCCUUACGAGCCGCACUGUACCAGCAAGGUCAACCUCGUGAAGAUCCCGUCCACAGCCUCCAGCCCGAGGGACACAGCCCUGGCUGCCAUCAUCUGCAGUGCCUUGGCCACCGUCCUGCUGGCCCUGCUCAUUCUCUGCGUCAUCUAUUGUAAGAGGCAGUUUAUGGAGAAAAAGCCCAGCUGGUCUCUGAGAGCACAAGACAUUCAGUACAACGGUUCUGAACUGUCAUGUUUUGACAGACCUCAGCUCAACGAAUCUGCUCCCAGAGCCUGUUGCCAGUGCCCCCGGGACCCGGCCCAGAGCUGCGGGCCUGCCCACUUGAUGCCAUGCCUGUGCCGUGACGAGGCCUGCAGCGUCCACCGGGCCGCUCCUGGCUGUAGAGUGCAUUCCAAGGCCGCUCUUCAGGACAGAAACGCAGGUCCAUUGACAGAAACGACGCCCACUUUCUUCGGAUCUGUCUGUGGCGAGUUUUCGGACGCCUGGCCUCUGAUGCAAAAUCCCCUUUGUAGUGACGACAUCUCUUUUUGUGACGCUUUUCCUGAACUCACUGGAGAAGAUUUUCAUUCUCUCAGUCCAGAAAAUGAAAGUUCGUCAUCUUUGGAUUCCGACAGUAAUCAGGAUUUGGUUGGUGGAGCUGUUCCAAUUCAAGCCCAUUAUGAAAACUUUACAGAAACUACUGAUUUGUCUAGACGUAGCAGCUCACUGACAGAAUCAGUGCUGACUCAGGAUACACUAACUUCUAGAAGCCAGCUAGAUCAAGAGAGUGGCGAUAUCGUGAACCUAACCACUCGGACCUGCCCCCAGGAAGCGUAAAGGGCUUGCUUCUUGCUGCAAUAGAAGUGUGCAUAUGGAACCCAAAGGGCGCCUACUCCUCUGCUUAGGCUGAUGGACUGAGCACAGUCUGGACCUUGCUUGGCUUCUGGGGCAAAAAAAUAAAUCUGAACGAAACUGAUGACAUUUUAAGCUUUCAACCAGUUGCUUCUGAGCCAGACCAGCUGUAAGCUGAAACCUCAAGAAACAACAAGAAAAGACUCCAGGCACUCGUGAUACUUUGCAUCUCUCCUAAACAAGAAGCUUCCAUGCCGCAAGCGUGACUUCAAAGAGUGAUGGGUCAAGUCUGCAGCCUCCGAGAUUAUGGGCAUAUAACGAGAAACAAAUGCAUUCUUACUUAGUUUUAUGGUGGAUGUGGUUUUACAAGACUGAAGACCCAGAGUAUAAAUUUUCAUUUACAUUUUCUUUCCAGAAAUAAUUUCAUAUAGCUGAUUAUCCUACUAAAAGUCAACGUCAGAUUAGUUACCUUAGUUUUUAGGUAAAAUGGUUCAAGAACGAAUGUUUCUAUUUGAUGGUCACUUUUUCAUCAUCUUAACUAAUUAGCUUAGGAGGUUAGAAUUGACUUCAUCCUGCCUGCCUAAAUCUUGGGUUUAUUCAAUGAAGUUACCUGACUUAACUAGGAAUCAGAGGAGAACAAGUCUUUUCCAGAAUCGACACUUCUAACCUCAGCCGCUGUCUCAUGGACCCCUCUGGGAGCUGGUAGUGAGAGGCCUGAGUUGGGGGGGUGGCUGGGAAAGGAGCGCCCAUCACCCUGUGUAAAAACCCACUUAAUGCACAUAUCCUAGAUUAGCAUAUUUAUGGGAGAAUAGGUUGAUAGGGAAGCAGUUGUUACUUCUGUCCCUGUAACUGAGCUUAGAAGAUCCAGAAUUUCUUUUAUAGAAAAGUAGUAUUUGUAAAAAUAAUGAUCUUUUAUUUGCCUUGUAUCUUCUAUUAAAGGCUUUAGAAAUUACAACAUAUCAGGUUCCCCUCCUACUGAAAUAUAACACCAGGGGAGGAGUCUCAUGAAGACUACACUGCAUACUAGAACCAGAAGGACAAGCACAAUCUGUAGGCGGCGUUUGGGUGAAUGGUCUGUGACAGCCGUAGGGUAGUUUGACCAGGAUGCAGCAGUGUUCCCUCUGCUCUUGUAAGCUUAGUUAGCGUGAUAAUCUCCUCUGUGUGCCGGAUGAUGCUGGAGAGAAGAGAGCCGUGCUUCUCUGAAGGCGCUCCAUCCCCUCCCACCCUGUGUUUACUCACUAGAUUUAUCUCUAGAGCUGAUAGAAGUGAACCAAGCAACAGCUCGUUUGUUCUUACUCUUUGUGUCCUGGAGAGGAAUUAAGUGAGCAGGAUUUAUUUUUUUCCUAUUUGAACCUACAUGAUCAGAUCUGGCCUUUGUCUUUUAACUGAUUACUGUUAGUUCUGUCACUUUUGCACUUAAAAAAGAAAUAGACAUUGGAACGUCAUUGUGUUAGAGUACACUAAGAUAUUUUGUUUUGGAAUUGCCCUGCCCACGUCAGUGUCUUUUACCUAACAUUUAACAAAACUGAAAUAGGAAAUUAGAGUGUCUCAUGGUAACGCACAGUCUUUCCUGUCUACCUGGUGCCCAGUCAUAAGUGAUUGACUUUUUCUUUUCCUUUUUUAGCAUAAACUUUUGGUUCUUAAACUUUGGGUACUCACCAACUCUUAUGAGACUUGUCUUUAGGAACUCAUGUAAAAUAUUUAGGAUUUGAUCACAAGAUGUCUAUGAAAACGCAAGUUUCCUUGAGUGGCUUCAUUGUACUUCACAUGUGUGCCACUGUUUGCAGUCUGAUCAUGUUUGUUAUGACAGAGGAUGAUCAAAGCAGCCCAGGGUGUGUUCCUUUUUGUAACCUGCAUAUAUUUUCCAUAUGUAGAGCCCUCAUUAACUUCAAAGGUGAGUACUUGCUGGCGAGAACUAGAUCAAUGCAAAUGAGACUUUGGCCAAAAAUCCUGAAACAUCACUUUUGAUCAGUAGGGAAAUACUUAGGGUUGAAAGUCGAUUUCAAUUGAUACUGUGUUUGAAAAAUCCUAGGUUAUAUUUAUCAAGAUGAAGACAUUUUCCCACCACUUUACUAUGGAAACAUACAGUGAUGUUUUUUUGUAAAGUUUUUACACAUUUUGUAAACACUUGAGAAAGAAAUCCCAUUUGCAUUUCACUUUGUGGAAUAUCCGACAGCACUCGGAUAAACUCAGCUACUCGAGGCCCGAGCCAGGGCCGGGAGCCCACGGCCGUGACAGCGCUGCGAAGCCCGUCGAAGAGGAUGACACGGGGAUCUGAGAGCAGCAGGGAAAGGCGUGGCAUUUCUAAGUUUGUGUAUAUGGAAUGUAUUUUUCAAAUAUAGAUUUUUCUACUUUAGAUAGAAUGUUAAUGUUGCUCUUACCUAGGUUAAGCACUAUUGUCUGUGCUCGGAAAAAAGAAGAGGAAAGGGAAAAAACCCAUCAUUGCUUUAAGGUAGCCUGAAUCGGUUCAGAUUUCAGCAUUACUACUUUGCAUACUGGAAUUUAUAAAUUUGUAAAUUUUCGUUUUCUUAUACAAAUAGUUUUGUAAUACCUUUUUUUAUUUGUGAAUAAAACUGAUACCUGGUAUUCUUAUUUA
Equus quagga is the source of this 4148-nucleotide messenger RNA. It is a transcript of the gene TNFRSF19, whose product is annotated as TNF receptor superfamily member 19. The coding region runs from base 296 to 1537 and encodes 413 amino acids. The transcript has 10 exons. The record is from RefSeq and is a predicted model, not a curated record. NCBI's taxonomy places the organism in Eukaryota, Metazoa, Chordata, Mammalia, Perissodactyla, Equidae. Gene Ontology annotation, biological process: positive regulation of JNK cascade; positive regulation of canonical NF-kappaB signal transduction. Gene Ontology annotation, molecular function: signaling receptor activity; protein binding. Gene Ontology annotation, cellular component: plasma membrane.